This is a messenger RNA of Penicillium olsonii, 906 nucleotides long. NCBI's taxonomy places the organism in Eukaryota, Fungi, Ascomycota, Eurotiomycetes, Eurotiales, Aspergillaceae. The record is from the annotation of a GenBank genome assembly.
AUGGGAAAACGCAUCGUGGUCACUGGAGGCUCCGGUAAAGCGGGACAGCAUAUUAUCAAAUAUCUUUUGCAACAAGGCCAUGAUAUCCUGAAUUUCGACCUCAUCCCGCUUCCCGCGGAGUUGGAGGAGAAGGUUCAUACUCUGCGCGUCGACCUGACCAACAGCGGCCAGGUGUACAGCGCCCUGGGCUCUCAUUUCCGGCUGCAAGAGCCAUUCCGCGAACCCCUUGGGCUGGUCCCCGAUGCAGUCAUUCACAUGGCCGGCUACUCCCGCAACAUGAUAGUUCCGGACGAGGAGACAUUCCGCGGGAACACCCUGUCCACGUAUAACAUCAUCGAGGCCGCCUCGCGCCUUGGCAUCAAGAAGAUUGUGAUCGCCAGCUCCGUCACCGUCUACGGCGUGGCUUUCGCCGAAGGCGACGUCGAUUAUCCGUCUUUCCCGGUGGAGGAAACCGUCGACACCAACCCCAUGGACACCUAUGCGAUUGCCAAGGUGUGCGGCGAACGGGUCGCGCGUGGGUUCCAGCGCCGCUACGGAAGUGACAUCUACAUUCUGCGCAUUGGACGCAUUUUCGCGCCCGAAGAGUAUCAAGAGUCCUUGUUUCGCUCAUACGUCGAGAAUCCCGACCGCUGGGCGGCGCACGGCUGGGCGUACAUUGAUGCGCGGGACCUGGGGCAAAUGUGCGAUCUUGCGGUGCAGAAGGAUGGCCUGGGAUACCAGAUUUUCAACGCGACCAAUGACGAAAUUACGAACUACGAGGGCACGGCGGCAUUCCUCGCCCGAGUGUGCCCUGAUGUACCGGUGACGCGUGAAUUGGGGGCCAGAGAGGCUCCCAUCACGAAUCGGAAGAUUAAGGAGGUGUUGGGGUUCCAGGAACAACAUCAUUGGAUGAAAUAUUAUGAGUGA